Molecule: messenger RNA, 336 nt
Organism: Strongylus vulgaris
Lineage: Eukaryota; Metazoa; Nematoda; Chromadorea; Rhabditida; Strongylidae
Source: the annotation of a GenBank genome assembly
AUGCCAUAUAUUAGAUGUCAAGUGUUUGUUAUCGGGAUGGUAAUUGGAUGGUUUUUGCAAAAGAAGAAAGAUCUGCAAAUAAAUAAGGCGAGUACGUCUGUCAUUCAGAAUUUCAUCCACAAGCUUUGUUAUCUUAAACUGAUUAAUAUCAUAAUGUGGAUGACUGCCUUCGCCUGUCUCGGCAUAGCUUUAUUUGGGUUGAAAGACUGGGUUAGUGGACAUCUAUGGAAUAUGUUCCCAAGGGCCAUGUAUUCAGCUUUCGGACGACCACUUUGGGCAUUAGGAUUAUCCUGGAUUGUGGUCGCCUGUUUUUAUGGUUAUGGAGGUAAACAUUAG